Messenger RNA from Hydractinia symbiolongicarpus, 1746 nucleotides. RefSeq lists its product as uncharacterized. Bases 250 to 738 code for a protein of 162 amino acids. The transcript has 2 exons. NCBI's taxonomy places the organism in Eukaryota, Metazoa, Cnidaria, Hydrozoa, Anthoathecata, Hydractiniidae. The record is from RefSeq and is a predicted model, not a curated record.
CUAUCUAUGCUUGCAGCUACCACGCGUAUUCAUGCAAAAUAGAAUUUGAACAAAUAUCCUCCCUCUUUAUACAUACUCGUUCUUUAUUCAAUCAUCUAAUCCAUUUUUAAUUAGUCUUUAAGAUAUUAAUAAGAAACACUACACUAAACUUUUGUAUAGCAAAACCUCUUCCAUGAGAAACUAUCAAUAACUAUCAAUACCUUUAAGGUAGAAGGUUUGUUUUACGUUAAUGAUCACUUAGAAAAAUUGAUGUUUGAUGAACUCAGAACUUUCUCAAAUUCUGGAGGGGAAUGGAUUUUAUUGAAAUGUAAUGUCUGCUUUGGAGCACGUGCAAACGAGUAUGGAACAUUUAAAAUACAACACGACGCAGUAAUGACUGACAUAAAAUUGGUGCAUGUUGGUGGACCUGGUUUAAGGUGCGCAGAAAAUACACCACCAACAAAGUGGGGAUGUGAUCACUCACCUCCUUUUAAUGAAGGAAAUGUUGCAAGUGUACUUACAGAUGAUCAAAACAACCUACUUUACCCAUCUAUGAAGUAUCAUAAAAAGCUCGGAUUCUUUACUGUACCAGGGUACAACGCCAACUCUCCCUACCUCAUCUUUAAUGCAACAAGUCACACUGUUUACAAAGGACAAGAGCUGAGAUUACAUUAUGGUGAAACACGGUUUGGUGGAUACCUCUCUAAUAACAGUGGUGAAUCAUGUGCAGAUGUUUAUGCGAAAUUGUGUGACGAAUAAUUUUUUUGUGUAGUCUGUACUAAAUAGAAAAAUAACGUUCUUGCUUGGUGGAGAACUAUUGGUUUUACGUUUGUUUAGAUACUUAUUGGUUGUAGAUUCACACAAAAUUUAAAGAAGUUAGUUAGAAGAGAAAUCCCUUUUAAAUCCAUGUAUAUUAGUUACAAUAUUACGGCUGGCAAUGUUUAAUGAGACAUUCGGAAUUAUCCAGUCCAACUUUAACGACGCUCAGUCGAGUCUCAAUGUCUUAAACCGCUUAGUAAAAGAAGCGGGAAAGUUUUCUUCAGUCCCAGCAGCAGUUAUUUUGUUGUUUUAUGUUUGUGAUUUUUUUAUUUAUUUAGUAGUACAUAUUUCUACUUGAUAUAAAAUGUAUAAUAGUUGCACGAGGUUAUAAAAUAUAUUUAGCAGUUUUUUAGUGACUCUAGAAAUUCUUUUUUUUAACUUUUAAAUUCAUUUGUGGAGUAUUUAACUGUUACUUUUAACUGUUUCCAUUUAACACUCUGAAAAUUAUAAACAGUGUUAAAUUUUAAAAACAGUAAAAUUUUAAAAGUCGUAUUUUUUGGUUCUUUACGUUUACCCAUUUCCAGCACUAUUUUUCUUAUAGAAUUGUUCCUCUGGCUGGAGACUCUUGUUUUUACAACUCUUUGCAGCUUGAUAUGUUCUUAUCAUGCUCUACUGCUAAGGAGUAACUUCAAAGUUUAUCUAAAGUAACGCUUUAAAUUUGUCAUUAUUCACUGGUCAAUGUCCACAGAAAAAUAAGACGGUCGCCCUAUAAUGCGAACAUUAUGUAAAGUACAGUCAGGACACUUUGGACGUUGUUCACAUGGCCGACACUUCUGCAAAUUUAAACUAUUGCAGUCCACUGCCUACAGAAGACUAACCAGGUACCAUUAUUUAUUUUCUGAGAUAGAUGAAAAAGGCUAUUCAAACAAACGUUAUGUCCAAAGUUUAGAUUCAGAGGCUUAUUAUUAUACGGCAAAUUUCAGUCUCGUGUACUCUUAGUUUGGUAAA